Messenger RNA from Nomia melanderi (Alkali bee), 4818 nucleotides. RefSeq lists its product as uncharacterized. The record is from RefSeq and is a predicted model, not a curated record. Gene Ontology annotation, biological process: flagellated sperm motility. NCBI's taxonomy places the organism in Eukaryota, Metazoa, Arthropoda, Insecta, Hymenoptera, Halictidae.
AAUUCUGGCAGUAUAAGAAUCUAUAUUGCAGCUGAACGAUGUAUGGCAAGAUCUAUUUGUAUUGAAGUAGAUUUGCUAUUAAAAUGCAAUGGGAUUAAUAAAUUCCUUUUCAUUGCACAUUCUAUGUCCACAUUGAAACAGUAUGUAUAAUUUUUUUCAAGUCCUCAAUCAAGUUCAGAUCUACCUCAUCUAUAGCAGAGAAUAGGAUGGAGUAGAAGGUCUAAAAAUUUUCUUAGACUUAGAAGGUAGAUUUAUCUUCAGGAUCUAGAGAGACUGUAGCUAAAAGGUACUAUAUGUUACAAUAAAAACAAACACAUGCUCUCAGUGAAUGGAAAUUACUUUUAAGAAAAUUUCAUAUUGCUAUUCUUUUUAUUAUUAUCAUUACACAAUUAACAAGAUUGAAAUGUUUGCAUUAAGAAUGUGGAAUAAAAUGCAUUAAAUUUUUAUUCAUUAUAAUACCACUUAAGUAAUAAUUCUUAGAUAGCAAAUUUAUUUAAUAAAAUAAUUUAUAUUACACAUAUAUCUGCAUUUCUUUAAUACUCAUACUAUGGAUAAUUCUAAUUUUAUGUUUUGAUCUCGUGCUAGAACUUUGAUCUUACUUUAAAGAUGAAUGUAAUGAAUUGGAACUUAGAACAAAAAUGUUUAGAAAGUACAUUGUCAUUGCGAGAUUUACGAGCGAAAUUAUUUCCUUCGAAAGAUCGAAAACUUGAUCGUGCACCAACAUUAAGUAAAGACAAUUAUACUUCCAAAACUUUGGAAGGCAAUUGGUUUGAACGUAGAGCAAUUUAUAUUCCUCAGCCUAUUGAUUGGAAAACUACAUAUAAUAUGGAUUAUGAAUUUCACAUGAAUAAAACUUGGGAAGAAAAUCGAAUUGCAAAAUGGGAUAACAAAAUUAAUCUUGAGGGUUUAACUAGAGAAAAAUUACUUAAUCAUAAAAAGGAAUAUUACAACAACAUGACAACAACCUAUGAUUUGUCUUACAAUAUUUUACCAAAAGGUCUUGAAGAACCUAAGAUCAGAACAUAUCACCCAAGAAAACGAAAAUGGAUCCCAGAACAAGAUCUGACAAGAAAUUAUGGUAAUUUAACGAACUUUGGUCUGAAGGAGGCAAUAAAUAAAGAUUUAUAUGAAAAUUCGAAAGAAGGAUUAGCCAAAAAUCGAUGGAACACUAUUUACAGGGAAGAAAUUAGUCAGUUAGCGGGAAUAAAUAUUACGCCAAACACUCAAUUUAACAGACGAACAGUAAAUUUUAAUGUACCCGAUCUUACACAUUUUAAAUGUAAUUUAUUAAAUAUGGAACCCUGUUUACUUCCAUUUAAAGUUAAGAACUUAAAGGAAGAUUUAAAAUUAAAAUGUGGAAAUGCUAUGUAUAUAUGAAUUAAUUUGUUACAUUCUGUACGAAUAUGAUACUUCAUAUAAAUAUAUUAUCAUGUAUAUUUUAUUACAUUAUUUUGAUGCAAUAUUGUGAUAUAAUAAAUAUGUUUACAAUUUUACAAAUGUGCAAAAAACCUUAGAUUUAUGAUUUAUACAUGUAAUAAAAUUUUAAAUGCAAUAUAAGCCUUAAAAACUAAGCUCUUAUCACUUUUGUUCAAUUUAAAAGUCGCAUUUAAAUUAUUAGUACAGUCUUAUUGUUGUUUAGUUAAGAGAAAAAUAAUUGAUAUAUGGAAGCACAAAUAUACAAUUGAAACCUAGUUUACUUUAAAACUAGAUUUCAACAUUCUAGUUUAAUCUUAGAAAAGAUAAAAACAAAUAAAAUAAGGAUCAGAGCUGAAAGAAGAGUCGUUAAAAACAGAAAAAUAAAGAGAGAAAAAUGAAACUGAGAGAGGAAGGAAUACAAUGUUUGUUCCAAACUGGUAUGAAUGGACAAAUAUAAUAUUAAUAUGAAAGAAUAACUAAAAGUCACACAAAAAAUAGAAAUGCAAAAUAUGUAGAAAAAACAUAAUGGAUGUUUCAUAUCUGGAAGGCAAGGGAAAUGGGUAAAAACAAAAUUAAAGAAACUUGUAAAGUUAAUGUAAACAAACUACUGAUGCGCAUUAUGUAUAUUAUAAUAUGGAAACCAUCUUUCUAAAAACAAAAGACGCAGAAAGAAAUACACAAAAAGUAACACUUAUUAUAACAACAGUAUCCUUAACAAUAUCUAUGAUCAAUUUGUUAAUAUAUUGUGAAGAAGUUAAAUCGUAUAAAUAAGAGUUAUUAUUAUAAAAUGAAUGUUACUUCACAUUGUUUUAAUUUGUUGGCUUAGGUACAUAUCUCACUAAUGAACACAUAUGAAAAAGUUUUCAUUCAUUUUAACUUCAAUGAUUUAGAAUAUUUUGCAGUACUGUAACAUGCCAGUAUUUAUGUAGAUUAUUGUCUGAAUCCAAUUGAUGAAAAAAGGGACAUAUACAAAACAAACUUAUUAAUUACUCUUAUGUUACCUUAUGAUACAGACAGAGAUCUAUGAUAACAGAAAAUAUUAUAUUGGCAGUGUUAACAUCUGAUUACUCAUCAGGUUAAAGAAGUUCUGUUUCAUAAGUUAAUUACUGUUUAAUAAAACUUUACUGUGUAGUAAAAGUAAUCUAUCUAAUUACUUUAAUUAAGACAAUAAUUAAUUAACAAAUCGAUAUUUGGAAAACAUCUGUUUUUCAUGGUGAAUCUCACCUUCUUCAACAGACCAUACUUUGCAGAACAUCAUGUAUAUAAAUGGUAAUAUUAACUAGGUAAUCUGUAACUAAGUAAUCUUUACUAUAACUAAGUAAUCAUAUAAAAAAUUGUAAUUUAUAUUCCGGUUAACGUAAUAAUGUAGUCCAGAAAACUGUUAUAUUUAAAAUAAGGGAACCACAUAAAACAACUGAUAACCAAACUGGAACUGUUACAACAGUUGUGUGACACGGAAGCGUUUGUAUUUCAGAGGGAUUCUUAAUAUCAUUUUCAUUUACCGUUUGUGUCUGUAAACACUGAUCCAUAAAAGCAGAACCAUUUUUUUGACCUGUCUGAAAUAGUAAUAAUUUCUGUGGAGUAUACAUAUUAGAUGAUGUAAAUUUCGCUGCCUGGUUAUUAACUGAAUUUUUUAAGUCUGGAAAUGGGAACUGCAGACUUGAUUGAUAGAAGGUUCUAUUAGGACUAAUAUUAGUUUGUUUUGUAAUGUGAUAAGAUUGAUUAAAAUCUGACAUAAUCGAACACUGAUCGAAUUCAUGUAUGGAUGGUUCCCUAGAUGGAUAAAAAUUAGAACCGACAGAACCGAAACCAGAACUUGGGCUGGAUGAUCUAGAUAAUGAUGGUGGAUCCAUACCAUCUUGCCAGUAUCCAUCAGUUACCCAUGUUGCUUGAGUAACUGACUUUGAUUUAGGUGGGGACAAACUAUUCUUCUUACUCAAGGUGCCAUUUAAUCUUUUAAAAAGCUUGGAAGUUUCUGUGCUAUAUACUUUUCUUUCAAAAAUCUUCGGUGCUUUAUUUUUUAUUGUAUACUUCGAUUUAUCUUCACUCAAAGAUAAUGUGCUUAAGAUACUUAAACUGUCAUUCAAUGAACAGUUUUCAGCCAUAUUGGUUUUAUGUGUAGACAGAGACAGAGAAUUAAAUAAUAGGCUGUUAUUAUUAACUGGUGUUGUUGUUAAUUGUGAUUCUUGAUUUGUGCUGUAACGUUUAAAAAAAAUACCACUACUUGAAAUAAUAGUGUUUGGUGCUGAUAGUAUGUAGAUAUUAGUAACAAAUUAAAAAAUAUUACUUACAAUGGAAUUUGAAAUAGUGUACGUUUAUUAAUUGAUUUACCCAUAUAAAAUGGUAUAGACUCAUUCGUUAUAUUCGGUGAAAAUUUAUUACUAAUUGAUUCACCUACAUCACUUGUGAUUUUAGUAUCAAAACUAUGUUCAUCAUCUGAAGUUGUCAUGUACGAACCAGAUAACAUUGUAUUUUUAGAGGAAGAUCCUAGUUUUUUGAAUGACAUAUUUUUAUUCAUUGUACUUUUGUGUGAUUUAGGCUUAAUAUUAAUAAAGCCUAUAAUUGAAGUAAACAACAUUAUCUAAAAUGAAAAAUUAAAUAAGUUUUUAUCAAAGCAUAACUGUAAAUGCAAUUUAUGUAAUUUAUUAUCUUACCAUGUGAUAUUGAGUUAUAUAUUCGAAAGAAAACCAUUUAUUAUGUAAAUUUAGUUUCAUUAUCUUUGAGUCUUUAUAAGGUAAAAGUAUAAUAAUACAGAUCCAUAAAAACAUAAGCAAUAUAUCAGAACUUUUUCUUCUGGCAGAAGCUACGCAGCAAGUACAGAAUUGAAAAAAUAAUCCUCCGAUUGGCAAGAAUAUGAGAUCCAUGUUGUACACUACCAUAGAGUCAAAAAUUGUUGAAAUUAUUCUGAAUAUUGGUUCAGAAUAUUUAGCAUUCUAAGAAAGAUAAAAAAAAACUUACAACAUCAGUUUAAUCUUUUUUACAAGAUACAUUAUAUAUACUCACAUUAGUAAUUACAUCAAAAGGUUUUUGCUUAAACAGCAACAUUUUAUAUUCUGCAAGCCAUAAUGCUUGUUUGUAUAAUAUAUUAUUUACUGUACUUUUACAUUUUGUGCACAGUGGAUAUUCCUGUUCUAAACUUUUUUUAAAUUGUUUUACUUCCCGGUCAUAAUUCCUAUCAUUUGUAGGUACAUAGUUUGACAAUUUUGAUAAUUUUAGGGUUUCAUUUUUUGUACAUUGAUUACAGAGUCCAUUUGUUGAAACUUUAUUAAUUUUUGUACUUUGAUCAAUAGAGCAAUACCUCUUGUUAUUAUAUGUAGAUGUUUUGUAUUGUUCUGGUAUGCUAUAUGCAUAAUCACCAUUCUAAAAUUUGAUAUGAAAAAAUGAUAGAAAUUAUUUUUCAAA